Messenger RNA from Colletotrichum gloeosporioides, 1461 nucleotides. RefSeq names its product Deoxyuridine 5'-triphosphate nucleotidohydrolase. Bases 1 to 1461 code for a protein of 486 amino acids. Gene Ontology annotation, molecular function: pyridoxal kinase activity. Lineage: Eukaryota; Fungi; Ascomycota; Sordariomycetes; Glomerellales; Glomerellaceae. Gene Ontology annotation, biological process: pyridoxal 5'-phosphate salvage. Gene Ontology annotation, cellular component: cytosol. The record is from RefSeq and is a predicted model, not a curated record. The transcript has 6 exons.
AUGGCACCAGACCUUCCUAUUCCCGAUACGCGCGUCCUUGCCGUCGCUAGUCAUGUCGUAUCUGGAAACGUGGGAAACAAGAUCGCCGUCUUCACGCUGCAGUCGUUAGGUUGCGACGUCGCGGCCCUCAACACCGUCCAGUUCACUAACGACGUGCGGGGACGACAAGGCAACCACACCGGCUACCGGCAAUGGAAAGGGACAAAGGUCUCGGCGCAGGAGAUCCGCGACCUGUUCGAGGGCCUGAAGCAGUCGUACCUGGACGACUUUGACAUGAUGCUCUCGGGGUACAUCCCCGGCGCGGAGGCGGUCAUGGCCGUCGGCGACAUCGCCAAGGAGCUCAAGGCCAAGUCGGGCGACGGCAGCUUCUUCUGGGUGCUCGACCCCGUGAUGGGCGACAACGGCAAGCUCUACGUCGCCGAGGAGGUCGUGCCCGCGUACCAGAGUCUCGUGGAGCACGCGGACCUGAUCCUGCCGAACCAGUUUGAGGCCGAGCUGCUCUCUGGUGUCAAAAUUACAGACAUGAACUCCCUCCAAUCCGCCAUCCACGCCCUACACAGCAAAUUCCGCAUCCCCCACGUCGUAAUCACCUCCGUCAACCUCGCCGCGCUGGACCACCCGCCCUCGCACCUGUCUGUCGUGGGCUCCAGCAUGGACCCGUCGACGGGCGCGCCCCGCCUCUUCAAGAUCGUCUUCCCGGCCAUCGACGCCUACUUCUCAGGCACGGGCGACAUGUUCGCGGCGCUGAUGACGGUGCGCAUGCGCGAGGCCGUCAUCGCCGCCGGUAGUCAGUUGCAGAAGACCAGGUCGUGGCUGAGCGGGCCCGAGGUCGACGCGCUGGACCUGCCGCUGGCGAGGGCGGCGGAGAUGGUGCUUGCGAGCAUGCACGAGGUGCUCACGCAGACGGCGCGGGGCAUGCAGGAGGCUGUGGGGGCCGCGGCGGCGGAGGCCUCGACGGAGGAGGAGAAGAAGAAGCUGCAUCUGCUCAAGAGCAAGAGCGCGGAGCUGAAGCUGGUGCGGAACUUGGCGUGCUUGAGGGACCCAGUCAGCAACACCAGUGCUGCCGAAGCCGCCGGCGCCGCGCACACUCUCCUCGAGCUCCUGGACCUCGACGAUCUCGGGGGUGAAGAUGCGCUCGACGACAAGCUGGGCGAUACGGUCACCCUCAGCGACCUCGAAGUCGGAGUCGGCGUGGUUGAAGAGGAGGACCUUGACCUCGCCGCGGUAGUCCGCGUCGAUGACGCCGGCGCCAGUGUCGAUGAAGUUCUUGGAGGCGAGACCGGAGCGAGGGGCAACGCGGCCGUCUGUUGUGGAGGAUUCCUUAUUAGCUUUCUUCUGCCGGGAUAUCGAUCUCCAUCGAAGGUCAGUUACGUACAGGUGCCGGCCGGGACGGAGAUGGCAAUGUCGGUGCUGACGAGGGCCUUGCCGCGGGCCGGGAUGGUGGUCGGCUUCGCGGCGUAG